AUGGCAAUCAACAGUGCAGAGGUCGCAUUGCAAUCGAUACGAACGGGAAUAUUGACAAACUUCGAAAGACAGAGCGAAUUGCUCAUAUCGACACGAAAGGAUCAUUCUCAUUCGGAUGAUUUAUUACCUCCCGAUCUGGUAGUGGAUGUUUUGGCAGAGGGAACUUCAAAUAUCAAAGCUUACAUCGAAGGCGAAAUUGGAAAACAGGCAGAAGGAAGUCAAGAUGCUAUUAGAGAUAUUGUCAAACGUGAUCUUCUAUCUGUGGAAUGCAAGAGAUUCAUCUUUGAAGUUUUAUCCACUCUAUCAACAUUAGACGAAGAUGAGGUACGACAUGGCAUUCGACGUCUUUUUGACCGAUUCGAUAUCGUACUAAACCUCGACAUUGAAGAUGUAAUAGAACCAACGUUGAUGAUGAGCAUCCACGAAGAUAUUCUGGAGCGUUUACCAAUCGAAUCAUGCUCACUACACUUCACAUACAUCGAGUCUAGAAAAGACCUAUUAACCAAAGGUCUCUUGCCGACAAAAGGAAAAGGUCUCACACUCCUACGGAUAUGCAACGAACUCUUACGACGUCUGUCAAAGCCUAUACGGCAGCAUACAGUCUUUGCAGGUCGUGUAUUGAGUUUGUUGAGUAGCGUCUUACCAUCAGGCGAAAGAAGUGGUGUCAACUUUCGAGGUGAUUUCAAUGUAGACAACAAGACUACAAUAGAUGAUCAAAGCAAAGAAGAACGUAAAGCUGCCGAAGCCAAAGCGCAGCGGGAAGCUGAUGAAAUUUUAGCCCAGUCACAUUCUGAUCCACGAUUCUAUGCAAUGUUCUGGUCAGCGCAAAAAUGGUUUGCCAAUCCCACUUUACUCUUCCAUGCUCUAACGGCAGAUCAGGCGGCUGAAGAGGAUGACAUCGUAUUACCCCGAAAUGUCAAAGAUCCAGCUCCAGAAGGCAGCAAGGGUCCGGUGAAGAACUUUCGUAUCGUUACAAGGGCCAUAUUGAACGUAUUCGCUGCUGUUGGGCGUAUAGAGAAAGAACUGUCGGGAAAAUCGAUAAUAGAAGAACGGAAACGAGUGUUAGAUCAAGCCACAGCUGAUGCAGCUCAAGCCCCUGAUGCAGGACAUAACGUCAGUGUCAGACAAUCAAAGAAAGAAGACGCUGUCGAUCCAGCAAACGAUGAUGGCUUUUUCCCGAAAUAUCUGACAGGUCAGAACCUUUUCGAGUAUGAGAUCCGAGAUGCAAGUUUCAGAAGGCACAUUCUGGUCCAAUUCCUCAUUCUUCUGCAGUUCAUGUUGGGCUUCACCACCCAGAAUAAGGAAAAGAUGGAAAAGUACAAGAACAAACCGCUUCUCAAUAUGCUCAAUUCUUCAAACUUCACCUUGGACGAAACCGAUGAGCGAUGGAUUCACGAGAUAUGGAAAGAUAUCAUUUCAACCCUGAAUAGCAUUCCACCGAAUGGAAAAGCAUACAGCGAUGCUAUUGUAUUGGUAUUGACCCGAGAGGUAAAUUGGUUGAGAUGGAAAGCGGAAGAUUGUCGUCCAAUCGAUCGUGCUUCACUAACGAAAGAAGAAUUGCAAGCAUACACAAAAGCGUUCAAGACCUUUUCUCAACCUUUGAGACCUUAUCCGCAUUCUGUUGGAACAGCAGCUCUGUCCCGCCUUUGGGAAGAUGGAGUGAGUAAACCUGAACCACAAAUUCGAAAGAUGGAGAAUGCUGAGGGAUUCGAAGUGGAAGUUAAAACCGAUGGUUUGGAUGAGCUUGAGAUGGGACCUAGAAUUCCUUCUCUCGAGCAAUAUGCAUCACAAAUCGCACAAAACGAACAAAAGGCAAAACGCAGAAGGGAAGAUCUGGGCUACGAGCAACCGUUGCAUUAUGUUCUUUCUGUCUCCGUCCCGGCCGAGCAAAGAAAGAAGGAGGGUGAGAGAAUCAUAAAGGAAGAGAAUGAUUCCACUUUGGCAGAUUUGGAACAAAGACGUAGUGUGCUUGCGUGGCGUGCGAUGAGGAUGGCAAGAACAACCAAUUUAGGCUCAUUGGGAAAGAUGCGUUGUGAGAUGCCAGAUGGUUCUACAACUAUUGGACCUCGUGUUGAUGACGUUACUCGAUUGAUGCAAGCCAUUUCGGAUAAGGAAAACGGCAUACCCGCAUUGCCAACGCCUGCACCGAAAAAGGAAGAAGAUGAGACUAUGAAAGUUGAUGAAAAGGCUGAACAAUCAGCUGAACAAACAGUUGAAAAUGUUGCAGCGGCGGAAGGAGAAGAAAAAGCAAACGAAGCUGAAGGAGAAGAGAAGGCAAAGGAAGAGGAAGGAGAAGAGGCUACAGCUGACUCGCCAGAGUAUGAACCUGAAGAGAAUGCAACCUUUCCGCUCGAAGGGGAGACAUCCUUGGAAGUUACCGCGACCGAGACUGCAGACACAGCAAUGAAAGGUGAAGAAACACCGAAAGCAGCGGUAGAUGACCAAGAACAAGCAUCAGACGCCCAGGAACAAGAUACAAACACCGGCGAACAGGAAGGCGAAGAUACCAAGAUGGAGGAAUGA
Messenger RNA from Meira miltonrushii, 2523 nucleotides. RefSeq lists its product as uncharacterized. Gene Ontology annotation, biological process: mRNA export from nucleus; regulation of DNA-templated transcription elongation. Lineage: Eukaryota; Fungi; Basidiomycota; Exobasidiomycetes; Exobasidiales; Brachybasidiaceae. The record is from RefSeq and is a predicted model, not a curated record. Gene Ontology annotation, cellular component: THO complex part of transcription export complex. The coding region runs from base 1 to 2523 and encodes 840 amino acids. The transcript is spliced from 2 exons.